AUGCUUCGUCAGCUCUGCAGCAUCCUGACCGCCUCCACCCUGCUGGUGGGUAUCGUCUCUGCACAGCAGGCCCCGACUCUCCCCAGCUGUGCCACCAGCUGCCCGUCCGUCGAACAAAUAGGCAUUUGUAACACCAGUUCUUUCCUCGAUGGCAUCGCCUGCUGCGUCUUCAAGGCCUGUGAUCCCGCAGAUCAAACGGCUGCCCUAGACUACGCGCACAGCAUUUGUGACCCCGUCGGUGCUUCUUCGCUUUUGCCCGCGUCGGCAACCUGCACGUCGACCUCGAGCAGCAGCGCAACCUCGUCGGCUGCUGGAUCUGGCUCUGGCUCCGGUAGCGGAUCGACCACCACCACCAUCAACUCCAGCGUGGCCUCCUCCGCCUCGGUCGCCGCCUCCAGUGCCAGCGCCAGCAUUUCCUCCGCGCUCAGCAGCGCUUCUGAGUCCGCCAAGUCCGCUGCCUCCAGCGCCAGUGCGUCCCUCUCGUCCGCAACAGGCAGUGUUAGCCAAGUUGCCUCGUCGACGUCGGCGUCGGCGAGCCCCACGGGUGCCGGCAAUCAGUUGGCGAUCGGGCUUGGUGCUGUCGGGGCUGGCAUGUUGGGUCUGGCGGCCGUGUUGUAG
This is a messenger RNA of Fonsecaea erecta, 618 nucleotides long. RefSeq lists its product as hypothetical. Bases 1 to 618 code for a protein of 205 amino acids. NCBI's taxonomy places the organism in Eukaryota, Fungi, Ascomycota, Eurotiomycetes, Chaetothyriales, Herpotrichiellaceae. The record is from RefSeq and is a predicted model, not a curated record. The transcript has 4 exons.